Chrysemys picta bellii (western painted turtle) is the source of this 4077-nucleotide messenger RNA. Lineage: Eukaryota; Metazoa; Chordata; Testudines; Emydidae. The record is from RefSeq and is a predicted model, not a curated record.
CUCAUGGAGUGAGGGAGAGAGGGGUAGAAUGGGAGGCCUGGUGUGUGUCUGGUCAGGGACUGGGGCUUUCAGGUCCCUUCCAGCCCCCUUGGUGACUGGUUUCUGUACUUCCCCCUAGUGUCUGUCAGAGCUGUCACCGCUGCCUGUCAUGAGUCCAGCCCAGGAGCCAACCCCUGAGCUGCUCGCAGACCCCUAUGAGAGCUUCAUGCAUCACCAUCUCCAGUACUAUGGCUACUUCAGAGAUGAGGAGAAAAUUGCAGAAAGCAGCUCCCUCGUGCCACGAGAGCACAGGCCAAAGAGCUCAGACUCUCUGCUGGAGCAGGAGAGUGGAGGAUCCAACCGCGAUUCCCUUCAGGAUAAGAAGAAGAAGCUGAUCUGUUCUCUCAUGCUGGAGGCCGCACUUCUCAAGAGCAAACAGCUUCUGUUCAAUCACCUUGAGGGCCCUGGGGUCCCACGCCUGCGGGAGCCACGGGGUCUCUUUGCUGUGCCCACCUCGAGAGGCCCCCUGCAGGCCCCACGCUGGCCAGUGGAGUGCGAAGUCAUCAAGGAGCAAAUCCAGCACAUCGAGUGGGUGCCGUCUGAACCGGAGCCAUUCUAUCAGCCCACAGGAACUGAGCCGGCCCCACUAAUUGUGGGGGAGGAGAAAGGAACCGUGGUCUAUCACAUAAAGCCAGCGGCCAAAGGCUCCUAUUUCACCUGCUCCCGCGUUGGAGGCGCGCGAGGGCCCAUCACGUCACCUGCCGUCAGCUUGGAAGGUCCAGAGGACACCACCCUGCUCUUUGAAUCCAGAUUCGAGAGCGGGAACCUCCAGAAGGCCGUCCGAGUAGGCCCGUACGAAUAUGAGCUGACGCUGUGCAUGGACCUGUACACCAGCAAGCACACCCAGUGGUUCUACUUCCGGGUCAGGAACACCAGGAAAGGCAUCCCCUACCGCUUCUCCAUUGUCAACCUGAUGAAGUCCAAGAGCCUGUACAGCAUGGGGAUGAAGCCGCUCCUGUACUCCCAGAAGGAAGCGCAGACGCGUGGCGUGGGCUGGCGGAGAGAGGGGGGCGACAUCCGGUAUUACCGGUGCAGCUCCGAGGAGGGCCAGGCGAUGUAUUGUCUCACGUGGACGGCGUGCUUCCCCCAUGACCACGACACCUGCUACUUUGCCCACUUUUACCCCUACACCUUCUCGGACCUGCAGCGCUACCUGCUGGCAGUGGCCAGCGACCCGGUCCGCUCGCAGUACUGCAAGCCGCGGGUCCUGUGCAGCAGUUUGGCCGGCAACACCGUCUACCUUCUCACCAUCACCAGCCCGUCCCAAAACCCCGGUGCCACUGCCGCCAAGAAGGCUGUGGUGCUGAGCGCCAGGGUGCAUCCUGGGGAGACCAACGGCUCGUGGGUGAUGAGGGGUUUCCUGGACUUCAUCCUGAGCGACUCCCCUGACGCCCAGCUCCUCCGUGAGCUCUUCAUAUUCAAGGUGGUGCCCAUGCUCAAUCCAGACGGGGUGAUCGUGGGGAACUACCGCUGCUCGCUGGCCGGGAGAGAUCUCAACCGCAACUAUCGAACCGUCCUGAAGGAGUCCUUCCCUUGCAUCUGGCACACCCGGAGCAUGAUCCAGAGAGUCCUGGAGGAGCGGGAGGUUCUGCUGUAUUGUGACUUCCAUGGGCACAGCCGCAAGAACAAUGUCUUCAUGUACGGCUGCAACAACAAGAGCGCUCCUGCCCAGCGGCUCCACGAGCGCGUCUUCCCCCUCAUGCUCAGCAAAAACGCCCCUGACAAGUUUUCUUUCCACAGCUGUAAGUUUAAGGUCCAGAAGAGUAAAGAAGGGACGGGCCGGAUUGUGAUGUGGAGGAUGGGAAUCCCCAACAGCUACACCAUGGAGUCCACCUUCGGCGGCUCAACCCUGGGAAUGACAAAAGUCUCUAACUUCUCGCCCAGAUUUCUUGAGUCUGUGGGUCAUGGUCAAUGUCUCACUAUCUUGGUCUUUGCCGAUCCAGACCUGCCCAAAUUCCUGCAGUGUCUGUCCGAGCUUCAGCAGCAAAUCCAUCGAAAGCUCAAGGAUCUGGGCCGUGGGCAGGACUCAGACGGUGCCUGGAGUGACAUCUCCCUAUCAGACAUUGAGUCCAGCACCAGCGGCUCCAACAGCUCCCAGUCCGACGGCCUCCCUGCUCAUUUACUCAGUGUGGCAGAGAAGUUCCAUCAGAAGAAGAAGCGGCUGCGGACGAGGAAGGAGAGGAACGAGCUGCGUCAGAAAUACGCCUCGAGCCAGGGGCUGACGUGCCAAGACAAGACCCCGGUGGCGGGGGAGAGAAGGUUGGGGAGCCCCACCUGCCGGACCCACCAGCCUGUCAGCGCGGCGGCUCUGUGCACGGAGGACAGCUCUGGCAAACAGGGCAAGACUCCAGAAGCUGGCCUCGUUUCAGAUCUGCAGAGGAGAGAACCUAACGCCAGCCAGGAGGAGCAACCAGGUCUGGGUGCAAAGUGGUCUUGGCACACGUCGCAUGGUAGAAAGGAAGAGCGUCUAUGGGAGAGUAAGCUGUGUCACCAGCACAGCCCUGGGCCUGAGCGCCUAUGGAAGGCCCGGCAACCCCAGCCCCUGCUUAUCACCACGCUGACCCCGCCGCAGCCCCAGAGACCCGCUGGCACGUCGCCCAUCAGAGAGCACCCCCUGCCCUUCCAUGCUCAGCUGGACGGAGAGCCCCACGGCAGCCGGCAUGCAGGCAGCUCAACGUUGGCGCAGUCUGGAGCCACGGUUGGAACCAGCCCAUGCAGGUCUGUGUGGUGGGGCCCCGAGCAGCCCGCUGUGACUCUACUGCUGAGCAGAAACCCCUUCCCGAGACCCCAGCUCCCUGGCCCGAGAGCACCCGUUGGACCCCACACGCUGAAGCGGAGCCAAUCGCAGCACCUUCUGCCUCCCAGACGAGUGACAUGGAGUGUGCUGGACUUCCAGCCCCCCCGCACGGAGCCAGAGAGACGCAAGAGCCCCUCCCGGCCCCAGUAAGGGGCUGCAGGGCUGGGGCUCUCCCUGCCAGAGCCCCCUCCCUCCUGCUCGGCUGCAUAGGCAGGCUCAUUAAAGGGCUUUGGAACAGACAUCCGGGCUCCCUCCCUGAAAGGGGCUGUGAAGAGCGGUGGGGGGCAGGACCCCUCUGAUGACUGGCUCAGAGCUGCCGGCGGCGGGCAGGGGAGCCCACAGGCUGCUCAGGGCUCUAGUGGGUGGGGUGGCUGUUCAGAGCGCAGGCCGACUGCGCCACGAGCAUUGCUCCAUGGCCUUUCCUGCGGCAACCGGCCGGCCUGCGGCAAGUAACACGCGCACACGGCUGCUAUCAGCCCACGGCCCUGGUGCCCUGUCCCUGUCUUCCGCAGGGUGUUGGCUCCAUCUGGCCCAACCCAUCAGCACUAGGGCCUUGGUCCCCCCUUCCCUGUUCUACGGAGCCUCCAGGAACGUGGGCACUACGAAAAUAAACAGAACCUGCCUCACAGCAACUCAGGCAGCUCGGGCCCCUACUGCUGGGCAUGGCCAGGGCUGAGCUUGGAGGGGUGGCCGGGCUCGGGCUGCUUCAUUCUGCAGAGGCAGUGAAGGGAUCGAACGUGCUCCCGUGCGGUCAGUGCCUGGGGUGGGGGGUGGGGGUCUGGGCCCCCCAAGGAAGGAGGCGGCUUCCAGGCCCUGCCCCUCCCCUCGAGCAGCUGGAGACAUGUGGGAGCCAGACAGUCCCAUCAGCCCAGGCAUGGGGGGGGGGGGAGCAGGCAACUGGGACGCUGAAGUGGAAGCAGCCACCUCAGGCAGAGCAGCCGGGGGAUCCCACCGGGUGUGAUGGAUCCUCCAUGCUCAGGGAGAAGCUACAUGAACCGCAACAGGGGCUGAUUGUGCACAAAGGGGCGGGGGCGGGGGCAGGGGGACUGGCUGCAGGAAAGGCAGCCCCUCCCCCACCUAUCCAGCCAGGGCUACAGGGGAACCAGCCCCCCCAUGUCACUCUGUCCCCCACUAGGUUUGCCAACUUUCUAAUUGCACAAAACCAAACACCCUUGCCCCACCCCUUUCCCUGAGAUCCCACCCCUGCUCUGAGGCUCCACUCCCUGGCUCUCCCACCCUCA